AGCAAAGAAAAAUGACAUCGAACAUCUGGCUCAAUGCGUCAGAUACCCACAAAACCGACAACCCAUUGCUCGUUGCUCCCAACCAAGUUUUUGGGUUGGAUAAAGCCAUCACUCACUCCCUCCUUAGCAGACAGCUUGCAACCUGUAUCUUUCUAUUCUUAGAGUGUCUUUUGGGUAUCCUAGUUUUCGGUAGCAUUGGCUGUGAUCUACUGACGAGAAAAGUCGACAACGACUGAGAAUACAGCACAAAGAUGAAGCCUUACCACCAUCACCAUGGCGAUAUCCCUCCCAGCAAUAUCCCUCUCUUGACAUGUGCCUUGUUGGCCGCCUUGACUACAGGAGGACCAACCUAUGCAUUUGGCUUGUACAGCUCCGAGCUCAAGGAAAUGCUCCAACUGAGUCAAUCGCAGCUGGAUACGCUGUCAUCGGCCAACUUUUGUGCCGGAUUGCUCACUUGGAUUCCAGGUCUCCUGGUGGAUCGCUACGGUGUCAAAUUCUCGCUGAUACUCGGUGGUGGUCUGGGAGCCACCUUUAUGACGGCAUAUUGGGCCGUGGCACGACAAUUGAUUCCAGUUUCGCAUCACACCAUCCUGCCCACACUGUGCUUGUUGGGAGUCUUGAUUUUCAUGACCAACGGGUUGGUCAUUGGCAGUAUCUUCAAACUCAUUGUCGCCACAUGUGCGCCCCAUACCAAAGGAUCCGCCGUAGGCGCCGCGAAAGGUUACGUCGGACUGGGCAGUGGCGUCUAUGCCUGUUUGUUUCGGGCCCUCAAAACACCACUGGUCAGUGACUUGGACUUUUUACCACUGGCCGCCAUUCUGGCCGUGGUGGCCGGCAGUUUGCCCGCCAUGAUGUUGUUACCCAACAAGGCAGAGCUCGAUCAUAUUUUGGACACGACACCCCGUAUUCAUUUGGAUCAAACCACGGCACAGCAUUUGAGGUUCUUGUAUGUGGGAUUGAUCGGAUUGGCCAGUAUUGUCGUGGGAACCACACUGGCGUCACUGGGGGAAGAUUCCUACCACGACGAGGAAGAAGAUGCCGAAUUCCAGACUGCGACAGCUCAUCCUCAGUAUGGUCGGGCCUUGUUGGUGAUUACUGCAUGGAUUGGACCGAUACUAGGACUCUUGAUUUUGCCACCCAAAUCGAGAUGGUUACACGACAAUCACUACGAGGAAAUUUCGCACGAGGAAGUGCAGGAUAUAAGAGACAUUGUGGCCAGCAUUGUAGAGUACGGAAGCACCGAUCAGGAUGACGACGAGGAAGAAGAUGAGCAGCAGCCAUUCAACUGGAAGCCACUCUCCAAAUCCUCAUCCUCGCCGGCUCUGGCGUAUGGUGCGGAAAUUACCCAAUCCGUGCAAAUCAAGAGCGAUGCUCCGGAGGGAAUGCUGGGAGCCAAAAUUCGUCGAUCCGAAUGUAUCCCUGUUCCCAACUUUACUUUGCGAGAAAUGCUACAGACCACACCCGCAUGGCUAUUUCUCUGGAUUGCCAUCAUUCGAGUCGGCGGGGGCACCAUGGUCACCAACAAUAUGGGACAAAUGGUAGAAUCACUUCAUCUAAUACCCAUGCACACGACAACCCCCGCCAGUUUGGCACUCUUUAGCGUCGCCCAAGCAGCCUCUCGCGUCAUUACCGGCGCCGUCUCGGAUUCCGCCUUGUCCUGGAAUAUUGCCUGGCAGUACACGACCAAAUCAGGGGACCAGUACGAAUUGCAGGGAAUCCCCCGGCCGGCAUUCUUGAUGGUGGCCUCCCUGGCCGGAGUCUUGGCACACGUCUUCUUGUCCCUGACCACCACUCGCAACUUUUUCCUCCUGGGCGUUUGCUUUUCGGGGGCUGCGUUUGGUAUGAUUUGGCCUCUCAUGGUCCUCAUUGUUGGAGAAGUUUUUGGAACAGCCAAUAUGGGUGCCAACUACAUGUUGUACGACGGCAUUUCCAGCGCCUUUGGGACACUGCUGCUCAGCAAGUUCGUAACGCAAGAUGUCUACGAACGACACAUUGAAAGCGAAGGGAGUCGCACUUGUUUUGGACAGCAAUGCUUCUUUGGGGCUCAUAUCAUUAUUGCUAUCCUCUCCUUUACUUGCGUGUUGGCCAGCUACUGGUUCUACAUUGCCACAAGGCAUGCCUAUGCAAGGCGUCGCGAACCAGAAUCACCGUAAGGAGGUCGCAGCAAUCCAACAGCCAACUUUGAACCAGCCCAGCCAGCUAGCUACGUGUGUGCAUUACCAUGUCCUAAUAACAUCUACUACUGUUGU
Seminavis robusta is the source of this 2249-nucleotide messenger RNA. Lineage: Eukaryota; Bacillariophyta; Bacillariophyceae; Naviculales; Naviculaceae. The record is from the annotation of a GenBank genome assembly.